Messenger RNA from Manihot esculenta (cassava), 4803 nucleotides. Its product is annotated as pre-mRNA-splicing factor ATP-dependent RNA helicase DEAH7. Gene Ontology annotation, cellular component: spliceosomal complex; intracellular anatomical structure. The transcript has 17 exons. The record is from RefSeq and is a predicted model, not a curated record. Gene Ontology annotation, molecular function: RNA binding; ATP binding. Gene Ontology annotation, biological process: mRNA splicing, via spliceosome. NCBI's taxonomy places the organism in Eukaryota, Viridiplantae, Streptophyta, Magnoliopsida, Malpighiales, Euphorbiaceae. The coding region runs from base 625 to 4488 and encodes 1287 amino acids.
AAUAUGAAGUAUCAGUCAAGGAAUCCUAAUUUUCUAUCGCCCAUCGAGGACGCCGCUCUCCAGCCAUCGCCUGAUCAGCUCGCGUUUCCACCAUCGCGCGCCCCUGAGCAGCAGCACCACUGCCGCACGCGUAGCUCCUGCCAGUGCCGCGCCGCCGCAUCAGCUCGGUUCUUUUCAGCGCAGCACCCGAAAGAGCAGCCGCACGCGCAAGUUGCAAAACUGUUGAAUUGUCCACCAACUAAACCCAAUACAUACUCGGGUCGGUUUGGAUAUUUAAUUUAGACCCCUUUCAAUUUCAUUAUUCUGUCGGUUUGGAAGAAAAAAACCAUUUAUGCUCGAUCUCGCAUUCUAGCCCUAACAACUCUUUCUCUAUUUCUGCGAUUUCUUCACACAUUGUAGCCCUAACAAUUGUAUAUCUUCUCUGUGAUUUCACACAUUUUAGUCCUAACCAUAAACCCGAUCCUCACAUUCUAGCCCUAUCAACUGUAUCUUCUCUUCAUUGUUAUUCAUAUGCCACCGUCGACUUCAAGCAGCAGAUUUUCUUGCAGCCGACAAUAAAAUCCUCCAGAGACUUCUUGCAGCAGCCCUUUGGGUUACGUCUCUUCAAUUUCGAUUGACAUAACAAUGAAGCAAGGAGGUGAUAGUUCAGCUGUGGAUAUUGAAAAGACAACAAUAAAAAUGGAACCUGACCAGAGCAGCAAUGGAGGAUUAUAUGUUCCUGGAAAGGAAAGGGUUGAAUUCAGGGCUCCUCAAAGGAAGUCCCUUUUAGGUUUAGAUGACCUCGCAAAGGAAAAACGUGGAAAAUCUGAUUCGAAUGUGAUGUUUAAGGUCCCAAGAGAAAGAGUUACCUCUGUUGCAGCAUCUGUCAACGAGGUAGAGCUCGAAUCAUCUGGAUUGGAUGAAAUCACAGGUGCUGAAUCAAAUAGUUUGAACAAUCAUUUAAAUAGACGGUAUCGCGAUACAACAGCACGGGAGAUAACUCAAGAAGAAAGUACUGUGACUCAAGGAGUAGCAGUUUGUGAUAGGAGUCAUCACUCAAGAGAAAAUACAUCAGAUGAUCGUACUGCUAUCAAGAGUUCGAGGACUAGCCGAUCAAGGAGUCCUAGGAGUGGGAGAGAUGACUUAAGUAAUGUGAGAAGAGAUGCUAAGGAUGAUUCCAGGGGUGAAAGGAGUAGGCACAGGCAUAGGGAUAGUAGUGAAGAGUGGAGUCAUGGACGGGACGCACGGUUCUCAUAUGAAAGAGAUCGUAGCAGAGAUUAUGGCAGAAAACGAGGUAGAUAUGAAGGUUCAGGGCGGACACCAGUGAAUGUUUUCCAUUCAGGUAGAUCUGACUGGGAUGAUGGGAGAUGGGAAUGGGAAGAAGCUCCUCGUCGGGAUAGUCAGUCUAAUACAAGCCGACAUCAUCAUUAUUCACCAUCUCCAAUGUUUGUUGGGGCCUCUCCUGAUGCACGAUUAGUUUCCCCAUGGCAUACACCUUCCUCUACUGGUUCUACUGCUUCUCCAUGGGAUCAAAUUGCUCCCUCUCCGGUUCCAAUUCGUCCCUCUGGAUCUUCAGCCAAGUCUUCUAGCUCUAGGCAUGGUGGGAAGUCCCAUCAACUUACUUUCUCCUCUGCAAGGUCACAGUCAUUAGAGGAGGAAGGAGAAGAUAAAGCUUAUUCAUCUGUAGAACACAAUCAUGAGAUUACUGAAAGCAUGCGCCUGGAGAUGGAGUACAAUUCUGAUAGAGCAUGGUAUGACAGAGAAGAAGGUAACACAAUGUUUGAUGCUGAUAGCUCAUCUUUUUUCCUUGGAGAUGAGGCUUCAUUCCAGAAAAAAGAAGCAGAAUUGGCCAAAAGGCUGGUUCGAAGGGAUGGCACCAGAAUGUCACUUGCACAAAGCAAAAGGUUGUCUCAGCUUACUGCUGACAAUGCCCAAUGGGAGGACCGACAAUUAUUGAGAUCUGGAGCCGUUAGGGGCACUGAAGUGCAGACUGAUUUUGAUGAUGAGGAAGAACGCAAGGUUAUUCUUCUUGUACAUGAUACAAAACCUCCUUUCCUGGAUGGAAGAGUUGUUUUUACUAAACAAGCAGAGCCUAUAAUGCCCAUAAAAGAUCCUACCUCAGACAUGGCCAUUAUUUCACGCAAAGGUUCUACUUUGGUUAGGGAAAUUCAUGAGAAGCAAAGUAUGAAUAAAUCACGUCAGCGUUUUUGGGAGCUUGCAGGCUCAAAACUUGGUGAUAUUCUUGGUGUUGAGAAGACAGCUGAACAGAUUGAUGCCGAUACAGCUGUAGUAGGCGAGCAAGGUGAAAUCGAUUUUAAGGAAGAUGCAAAAUUUGCACAGCAUUUGAAGAAGGAGGAAGCUGUAAGUGAUUUUGCAAGGUCAAAGUCCAUUGCUGAGCAGCGACAAUAUCUGCCCAUAUAUUCAGUGCGAGAGGAUUUAUUACAGGUGAUUCGAGAAAAUCAGGUGGUGGUUGUCGUUGGAGAAACUGGGUCAGGGAAGACUACUCAACUGACACAGUAUCUCCAUGAAGGCGGGUAUACAAAAAAUGGUAUAGUUGGUUGCACCCAACCAAGGCGUGUGGCAGCCAUGAGUGUUGCAAAGAGAGUUAGCGAAGAGAUGGAAACUGAAUUGGGAGAUAAGGUUGGUUAUGCUAUCCGUUUUGAGGAUGUGACUGGACCAAAUACCAUAAUUAAGUAUAUGACUGAUGGAGUGCUAUUGCGUGAAACUCUCAAAGAUUCUGAUCUUGACAAGUAUCGGGUCAUAGUCAUGGAUGAAGCACAUGAAAGAUCGUUAAGCACAGAUGUGUUGUUUGGAAUACUUAAGAAGGUGGUUGCCCAACGUCGUGACUUCAAGCUCAUUGUUACAUCUGCAACUCUAAAUGCUGAGAAAUUUUCUAAUUUCUUUGGAAGUGUCCCAAUAUUCCACAUCCCAGGGAGAACAUUCCCGGUGAAUAUCUUGUACAGCAAAACGCCUUGUGAAGAUUAUGUUGAAGGUGCUGUGAAGCAAGCCAUGACCAUCCACAUUACAAGUCCUCCAGGUGACAUACUUAUUUUUAUGACUGGCCAGGACGAGAUAGAAGCAGCCUGCUAUGCCCUUGCUGAGCGCAUGGAACAACUUAUCUCUACUACAAAGAAAGCAGUCCCUAAGCUCCUGAUACUGCCUAUAUACUCCCAACUGCCAGCUGAUUUGCAAGCAAAGAUAUUCCAGAAAGCUGAAGAUGGGGCCCGCAAAUGCAUUGUUGCCACAAACAUUGCUGAAACAUCAUUGACAGUGGAUGGAAUUUUUUAUGUUAUUGACACAGGAUAUGGUAAAAUGAAAGUUUACAAUCCUAGGAUGGGUAUGGAUGCGCUGCAAGUUUUCCCAGUUAGUCGUGCUGCUGCGGAUCAGCGAGCUGGACGCGCUGGUAGAACUGGCCCUGGCACAUGUUACAGGCUUUAUACAGAAAGUGCUUACCUCAAUGAAAUGCUGCCUAGUCCAGUGCCAGAGAUCCAGAGGACCAACCUUGGUAAUGUGGUUUUGUUGCUCAAGUCUCUCAAAAUUGAGAACUUGCUAGAUUUUGAUUUCAUGGACCCACCUCCACAGGAUAACAUCCUUAAUUCAAUGUAUCAGUUGUGGGUCUUGGGAGCCCUCAACAAUGUUGGGGGGCUAACUGAUCUUGGCUGGAAAAUGGUGGAGUUCCCUUUAGAUCCCCCGCUAGCCAAGAUGCUCUUGAUGGGAGAGCAAUUAGGCUGUAUAAAUGAGGUUUUGACAAUUGUAUCAAUGCUUUCAGUGCCAUCAGUGUUUUUCCGGCCCAAAGAUAGAGCAGAGGAGAGUGAUGCUGCAAGGGAAAAAUUUUUUGUUCCCGAAUCUGACCACUUGACUCUGCUUAAUGUUUAUUUGCAAUGGAAAGAGCACCAGUAUCGUGGUGAUUGGUGUAAUGAUCACUUUUUGCAUGUCAAAGGAUUACGGAAGGCUAGAGAAGUCAGAUCCCAGCUGCUGGAUAUUCUCAAAACUUUGAAAAUUCCAUUAACUUCUUGUGGCCAUGAUUGGGACGUUAUACGGAAGGCUAUAUGUUCUGCGUAUUUCCACAAUGCUGCAAGAUUGAAGGGUGUUGGGGAAUAUGUUAAUUGCCGGAAUGGGAUGCCAUGUCAUCUUCACCCAAGCAGUGCGCUAUAUGGUUUAGGGUAUACUCCAGAGCAUGUGGUAUAUCAUGAAUUGAUCUUGACAACGAAGGAAUACAUGCAGUGUGCCACUGCAGUGGAGCCCCAGUGGUUGGCCGAACUGGGACCAAUGUUUUUCUCCGUGAAGGAAUCAGAUACAUCCAUGUUGGAGCACAAGAAAAGACAGAAGGAAGAAAAAACAGCAAUGGAAGAGGAAAUGGAAAAUUUGAGGAAGGAGCAAGCAGAGGUGGAGAAAGAGAGCAAGGAGAGAGAGAGACAAAAGAGGGCAAAGCAGCAGCAACAAGUCUCUAUGCCAGGGCUGCGACAAGGUUCUUCCACUUACUUGAGACCGAAAAAGUUUGGAUUGUGAAUGUCAUAUAUUCUGUAUUUAGGGUUUUGAAUCUUAUAAACACUAACUCUAAAAAUAGGGAUGUUGUAAAAGGAGUCGUCUCAACUGUUGACGGUAACAGAAAAAUCAAUUGUCAAUUUUGUAAAGUGCUCGCACAAGUUUGCAGGUAGAAUAUUGGAAUCAUGGGCUGUGCUCGUUGAUUCUGAGUUCUGCUGUUUUUGCCCCCUCGUUACUUUUUUCUGUUCCGAGAUUCGUCACACGCAUCAUCCAAAUUUUGCUUCCUGUAAAAACGGUACCUUCAUAUUCGGAAACUAUUAGUUGCUGUGCAAUUUCUCA